Messenger RNA from Anisakis simplex (herring worm), 555 nucleotides. The record is from the annotation of a GenBank genome assembly. NCBI's taxonomy places the organism in Eukaryota, Metazoa, Nematoda, Chromadorea, Rhabditida, Anisakidae.
AUGAAUGCUUGUUUCCAGCUCCGGAAUGAAGGUAUCACAAGGCUUUAUCGAGGUUUAUUACCACCGUUAAUAAUGCGAACAACAACUCGCUCACUUAUGUUUGGUACGUUUGAUAAACUACAAAAUGCUUUCGGAUGUUAUCAGACGUCACCAUAUGGAGCAUUCUCACUUUGCCAUGCGGCUGCGGGAUUCCUUGCUGGAUCUAUCGAAGCAACGUUGUGUCCAUUGGAAAGGAUUCAAGUUUUGUUGCAAACGACUCGUUAUCUUGAACGUUAUCGUAACACUGCACAUGCACUCGUUGAAGUUGCUAAGUUAGGUCCUCGAGAGCUGUAUCGCGGUCUUUCAGUAGUUUUAAUCAGGAAUGGAUUUAGCAAUUCACUUUUCUUCACACUCAGGGGUCCGUUACGAACUCAGAUUUUCGAACUGCAUGAGAACUCAAAUAUUAAAUCAAUUAAAAGGUUAUCCAUUUUGCUUUCUUUGCAUCCAUUGAUAGUUACGUCGGUAUCGAUGAGUACCGGCUUUUUUGUGAAAGAUUCAAUGACAACGAAAUUGUAA